This is a messenger RNA of Ornithodoros turicata, 1388 nucleotides long. RefSeq names its product phospholipase ABHD3-like. The transcript has 3 exons. The coding region runs from base 55 to 1266 and encodes 403 amino acids. Lineage: Eukaryota; Metazoa; Arthropoda; Arachnida; Ixodida; Argasidae. Gene Ontology annotation, biological process: medium-chain fatty acid biosynthetic process; medium-chain fatty acid catabolic process. Gene Ontology annotation, molecular function: acetylesterase activity; monoacylglycerol lipase activity. The record is from RefSeq and is a predicted model, not a curated record.
ACGGGGGAAAUUGCGUAAGAACGCAUUCGAUUCUGUUCGAGACAUUCGGUCGCCAUGCCUCAUUGUAGCAAGGCGUUCGUCAUCUCCGUCUUCGGAACCAUCAUUGCCAUCUACUACGUCGUCACGUCUUCCCAGAAGCCCCGGUUGGUCUGCAGGGAAGGACCCUUUCGAAAUUUCCUCCUCAGACGGUGCGCCUUCCUCUUCGAGCGCUUCCUUCCAACUGUCUGGUGCUUCUCCAGCAAUGCUCAAUCUCUCAUGGCCCAUCUGCUGCAGAAGAGGCAACCAGACAUAUCAUACACGCGUCAGCUCCUCACUCUGUCCGAUGGAGGUGUCUGCGCCCUGGACUGGCUGCCCGAGGAGAAGCCGCUUCCGUCGGAUAGACCCACAAUCAUCCUGAUGCCUGGUAUAACGGGCGACAGUCAGGCAUACUACUUCAAGACACUCGUUCCCUUGAUCCGGACGCUGCGUUGCCGGUGCGUGGUCUUCAAUCAUCGUGGUAACGGCGGCGUUCCCUUGAAGACACACCGCAUGCUGUCCUGCCUGAGCACGGACGACUUGGCUGACGCCCUGGGUGCAAUCAAGCGAGAGUACCCGUCCUCUCCGAUCUUGGGUGUCGGGUACUCGCUCGGGGGAGUAGUACUCUCGCACUACCUCUCGCAGAUGGGCGACGAGUCCCUGGUGGAUGCGGCGCUCGCCAUAUCUACGCCGACCGAUAUUCAGGCUGCGACGGACAAUUUGCAUAAGGUGGGACCCAACCUCAUCGUCAACCACUACCUCGCACGCUACCUCGUCGACCUCGUCAAGCGAAACCGCGACGUCAUAGAGGGAAAAUUGGACAUCGCUCCCGUGACCCAGUGCUGGACCGUUAAGGAAUACGACGCAUGUUGUACCGCCCCGCUCCUGGGCUUUCCAACCGUAGAAGCCUACUACAGGGCGUCUUGUCUGAACGGAAAGUUGGGCACGGUGCGUCGACCCCUGCUCUUUCUCACGGCAACCGACGACAUAUUCGUUCCCCAGGAAGCGAUGCCCGUCCACGAGAUCGUAGAGACGUAUUUCGUCGCGGCGGUCCUGUUGCCACGUGGGGGUCAUCUUGGUUUCGUCGAUGGCUUGCUCUUGCCGACGCCGCCGUUUUAUUCGGAACGUUUUGCGGCGAGGUUCAUUAAGGCCCUGUUGGAGUAUGCGAUGAGGAAUAACCUGAAAGAUUUGCCGAUCGAUAAUGUCGCUCUGGACUGGGGCGAAAGGGAAGAGAUGGCUGUGCAAGUAUAAUACGUCGACGGUGAGACGAACGGAUGGACGACCGACAAAAUUGUUUGAAUGAUAGUGGCAACCAAUAUGAAGCGUAUUUGGUGUACUUUGCAAUGGAGGAAUAGAAUUAUUCUUUUGAUGCA